UUUGCGGCCAAAUGUGUGAUAAGAAAGUCUGAGACAAUGAAUCAAUAUUUGGAUAACACUUAUCAGUCGUGUAAUAAUAACUAUGGCUUUGAUUACGAUUACGACAACCAAAUGGACGUAAAGCCAAAUGUGAAUGAACUGAGCUUUGAGUCGCCGUACGACACGUCCGACCGAUCGCUCGACACGAAUGUCAGCUUUAAUAUCGGCUCAAACAUCGGUCGCCAAUACACUCAUCCAUACACUCAGGCCUACACUCAUGCCUACAGUCAGGCCUGCAGUCAGACCUAUAGUGAAGCCGUAGGUCAGGCCGACGAUCACUCCUAUACUCAGGCCUAUAAUCAACACAACAGUCACUAUAAUUAUGGUUACAAUCACGUGAACGCACCGCCGGUCCAGUCCUUCACCCCAUUCCCAGCCAAUUGGACCGUCGAUUCCGGCCUCCAGUCGAGUAGUGGUCACUACAACUACACUAGUCUUCAAGAAACACAAAGGACGUAUGCAUAUCAACACCAAAUCACACAAAUUCUUGGCACACAUGACACACAUGAUCACAGAACUGAUCCCAGAACUGAUCCCAUAUGUGCAUUACAACUGCAGACUUGCGAUAUGAUUCCGAAGACCGUUGAAGAACUGGAUCUAAAGCCAUCGCAGAGUAGUCUCUCGUCAUCUCAAGCCAGUAGUGGUCCCAAAGAGUUGGUUAUCGACGAAUCGACAGCUUAUAUGUCGAGACAAAGACUUUCUGUCAUUGAAACCAAUCAUUGCUUAACAAAUGGUGACAAAAGAAAUGCCACGAAUUAUAUGGGCUUAAGUGGAACCACUUCUGGAGACGAGCCGUCAGUCAAACGCGUUGUUCACCGAAGAAGAGGUCAAUGGCGUAAGAAUUUGUCGUACGACCAGAUAAUGCGAGAGAAACGGGAGAGCAAUCGAUUGGCAGCCCUUCGGUGUCGACAGAAAAAGUUGGACGCAAUCGACAAAAUAGAGAAAGUGAGAGAUGUGUUGACCAAUGAGAAUAUGGCUCUGGAGGCGGAGGUGAGUCGAUACAGACAAUUGCUUCACGACUGGAAGUUAGACAUGAUUUAUCAUCAAAUCACUGAAUGCCAACUCCAGAAGAAGGCAUCGCAACCAGAGUCGCCAUCAAUACAAGAGCCCAAACAACCACGCAAUCCGUGAGCACUACAACGACUCCAAUCAUUUCAUAAACCAAACUCUUCUUAAGUUUUUUAUGGAUUUAAAUAUUAUUUUUCUAAUUAUUUGUCAUAAUUUUGAGUUAUUUAAACAUUAAAAAUUGUAUUUAUUUUUCAGAUUAUUUAAAAUUAACGGAUU
This is a messenger RNA of Medioppia subpectinata, 1323 nucleotides long. NCBI's taxonomy places the organism in Eukaryota, Metazoa, Arthropoda, Arachnida, Sarcoptiformes, Oppiidae. The record is from the annotation of a GenBank genome assembly.